Molecule: messenger RNA, 2534 nt
Organism: Sphaeramia orbicularis (orbiculate cardinalfish)
Lineage: Eukaryota; Metazoa; Chordata; Actinopteri; Kurtiformes; Apogonidae
Product: cdc42 effector protein 4-like
Exons: 2
Coding region: 671-1747 (358 amino acids)
Biological process (GO): Rho protein signal transduction; positive regulation of actin filament polymerization; positive regulation of pseudopodium assembly
Cellular component (GO): cytoskeleton; plasma membrane; cytoplasm
Molecular function (GO): small GTPase binding
Source: RefSeq, a predicted model, not a curated record
GUGCGUUUGUGCUCAUCCUCAUUUCCAUGUCUUGUGCACGGACACAUUUCCAUAUUUUGGAAUAAAUUCCGUCUUUGACAGUCCAAACCGGCGCUCAGAACACACAUGAAGUAAAUGCAUGUAAACGCAGAUCUAACAGAGUCUGGUCGCAGAAGGAGGCCGUGUUCUGCUGCUCGUAUCAGGCCCCAAGCGUUCUGCAACCUUUGACAGGAAACGCUGUUGCUUGCUUGCAUUGCUUGCGAGAGGGUGUUUCCAUGGAAACCGAGGCAGGUGAGGGCAUUAACAGGAAGAGCAGUUAGAGGCUCAGCUGGCAAAUACAAGAGGGGGGGGUGGAGACAGAAGAAUGAGGUCAGCGCAGUAAAAAGGCUGCUCCGUUAAACAAGCCAAAGCUCCCAAAGGCACUUCCACCUUAAACAGGUCUGACUCAGUGUGUGUUUGGAAAGGCUGGAGAAGUCCAGGUGAAGCAGGAACAGUUUAGAUCAGCCUCCUGUUGGUGCUGGAGGAAACACCAUGAGCACAAAAACACACACACUGCAAGGUUCCAAGGUUGCCUGAAACUGCAGCAUCAAUAAUCAUCCCAAGGACUGUGUUGAACAUUUCGGAUCCCAACUGAAGUUCGAUCGCUUUUCUUUUUUUUUUCGUGUAAAAGCAUCAAACCGAAGCCGUCGCCAUGCCGAUCUUAAAGCAGCUGGUGUCGGGCUCCUCCCAGACCAAACGCCGGUCUCGCAUGGACCUGACCAGGGAGAUGAUCAGCGCUCCUCUGGGUGACUUCCGCCACACCAUGCACGUAGGUCGAAGCGGCGACGCCUUCGGGGACACCUCCUUCCUCAGUACCCGUUCGGGGGAGCCUCCAUCUGAGACCACCUCCUUCCCUCGUUCCCCGCGGCCCGGCCUCUUGUCUCGGACCUUUAGGAGCAGCAAACGCUCCCAGUCGGUCACCAGGGUGGACCAGCAGAAAGACGACUCCCUGGUGGUCGCCGGUGGGUCGCCCACUUACGUAAAGAACGCCAUGUCCCUGCCGUUCCUCAACGACGAAGACCGAGGAGAUGAUAUCGUCUCAAAGAGCAUGUCCUCCAGCCCUUUAAACCACCAUCAUCGCGUGGAAGUGGACGGGAAAGGGGCGGCGGCUGCCAGCUACUUAAUGGAGCUGGAUGAGCGGAACUUCGGGGAGUUGACCGAACUUCCGGAAAGUUCCCAUCACUUCGGGGGCGGAAUGAAACACGCCGAGUCGGUGAUGUCCUUCCACGUGGACUUGGGUCCGUCUAUGUUGGGUGACAUCCUGGGAGUCAUGGAGAAGGAAGAGGACGAUCUUGGAUACGAAGAGGGGAAGAGUAGCGAGGAUCGCGACUCGCCACCGCUGAGCACCCACGGCGAGGAAGAGGAUGGUGGAGAUAAAGAGGACCGGACCAGACAAGAAGAAGAAGACGAAGAAGAUGACGACGAUGAUGAUGAAGAAGCGGCAGAACUCCAGCCACCCUCUACGCAUCCACCCAGUUCUUUCGAUUUGGGACCUGAAAACGGAGGACCAUACACCCCCGAAUACACCCCCGAGACCCGUCCCAAGCACUUACAACAUCUGGAGGACAGCUGUUCCAUGUCCAGCUCCGGUUCCGCCGCCUUCGACGAGAAACCCAACAGCCAAACGUACGCCGGAGACACCGACAGCGCCACCUUCAGCGCCCCGCCGGAAGAGGAAAGCAACUUCUCCUCGUUCUUGGAGGAUGAAGACGACGAAAUCCGAGUGUGAGAUUCCAAAAAAGAGAAAAAAUAGGACGGAGUUCCGGAGCUUUAGAAGGUGUUUAUGUGAAAAUAGCAAGUCCUUUGACAGUGUGGAUUUGCAUUUGAACAGAAAUAAGACGUCGUAGUCGGGUGCGGUGGGAAUGGGAUUGUUGAAGAAGAAGAAGGAGAAGAAGAAGGAAAUCUCUCGCUUUGUCAAGUCGUCUCCUUUAGGACGAGCCCAAAACUCCAUCUGUCAGAGAGCCUUACCCUGCACUUUUCUGAUCAUCUGUCAAUCUGCUUCUGUCUUUGAACACUGAGGGAAGUGACAUGGAAGAGCAGACUCAUGUUGAAUAUGGAACAUUCCAGACGCAAGCCAAGGACGGGGGUAGAAAGGAACUUUUUGGAGGAAAAAAACACUUUCCAUAACUAAAGCCUCGGUUCACGCUUUCUCUCUUCCCUCUCACUUGACCUGUCACAUGUGCUUUUUUUUUUUUCAUCUGGUUCGCCUCGUUUCUCGUUGUUCUCUCUCUCUCUCUCUCUCUCUCUCUUUCCCUGGCUGUGGGACAUCAUGAGGCCUGAGUGGAACAGAAGGCCUCUGUCGCCACAGGAUCACUGGUGGGUAUCUUGUCACAAUAAAAGGGGCUUGUGUUUGUCGCUGGAGUGUGAAACCCUGCCUUGAGCCUGUGUCAUCUCCAAACAUUAGAGUUCAAGUGCCAUAGAUCUGUCAGAGUUUCCUCUCUAAUGUAACUCAGGGUCGUGGUGACGCUGUCUCAAAGGCUGCCAUUUCCUGCUGCAGAGCCGGACCGCAAAGCCCC